Triticum dicoccoides is the source of this 3764-nucleotide messenger RNA. RefSeq names its product putative disease resistance RPP13-like protein 2. The record is from RefSeq and is a predicted model, not a curated record. NCBI's taxonomy places the organism in Eukaryota, Viridiplantae, Streptophyta, Magnoliopsida, Poales, Poaceae. Gene Ontology annotation, biological process: defense response to other organism. Gene Ontology annotation, molecular function: ADP binding. Bases 58 to 2907 code for a protein of 949 amino acids. The transcript has 2 exons.
CAAAUUCCCCAAUUGUUUACUACUCCGAGAGUGCAAGGUGAGCUGAGCCAUCCGGCCAUGGCGGAAUCUGCGGUGGCCUCGGUGGUGCGAGCGUUCGGUACGCUGGCCACCGAAGAGGCCGCCUUCCUCCGCGGCGUCCACGCCGACGCCGACCUUCUCAGGGCCGAGCUCCGCCGCAUGCAGUGCUUCCUCCGCGACGCCGACGCCAGGCGCCGCGACGGCGCGCGCCUCACCAACUGGGUCGUGGACGUGCGCGCCGCGGCCUACGACGCGGAGAACGCGCUCGAGGAGGCCGACUACCUCGGGCGCCGCCGCCGCCUGCGGCUCGGGUUCGCGGGCGCCCUUGUAUGGUGCGCCGAUGUCGCCGCGCUUCACACGUUCGGCGUGAACAUCAGGCGCGUCCGGGCCAGGAUCCGUGAGAUCUCCGACGGCGCCGCAGCCUACGGGAUCGCUGAUCUUGGGGAGACCACCGCCGUCCCAGCUGACCUCCAGGAGCAAGACGAGGUGAUCCCUUAUGACCUCAGCUGGAACAGUGCAGAUACUAAUUUGAUUGUUGGAUUCCAUGAGGAGAGAAAUAAUAUAUUCAGAGAGUUAAUGAAUCAUAAGAUUUGUCAAAUUUGUGUGAUCUCCAUAGUUGGGAUGGCUGGAUCCGGCAAGUCCACGCUUGCAAGGAAAAUUUACAACGACCCCCGUGUUAAACAACAUUUUCAUUCCUCGAGUUGGAUUUCAGUGUCCGAGAAGUACAGGUUUCUUGAUCUGAUCAAGGAUAUUGCUAGGAGGAUCAUGGGUAUGACAAGGAAAAUGAUAGUUAUUAGAGAGGAGAAGGACAAGGACAGAGAGGAUGGUGGGGCAAACAGUGGUAGCAAGUCAAAGGAGGUAACCAUUGAAGAAUUGGAAAAUAUGGAGGAGGAUGAUGUAUUGAAAUUCCUGCACGAGUUCCUCGCUCAUAGAAGAUUUCUUGUAGUGUUGGAUGAUGUUUGGAAGAGUAAUUCUUACAGUAAGAUAAAUAGGAUCCUCAGUGUCUUGCCGGAUGUGAACAAUGGUAGUAGAAUCAUUUUGACCACCCGGGAUAUGGAUGUUCCAAAGCAUGUCGCCAGGAUGAAAAGCAUUCAUGAGAAGAAGCUUUUGGACGGGAGGGAGAGCUGGGAGUUGCUUGAGAAGAUGUCCUUUCCAGUGUACCAAAAUGUCAGCAGUGCUGAUCGAUCACGGUUGAUGCUGAUAGGAAAGAAAUUGGCAUUGAAAUGCAAAGGGUUGCCACUUGCUCUUGUGGUCUUGGGAGGUUAUCUUUCAAGGAACUUGGACUAUGACAUUUGGUCAGGAUUGGUUCAUAAUCUAGACUGGGAAGCUCGCAAGAAUGACGAGCCAGUCUGGAACAUCAUAGCUAGAAGUUACAAUGACCUUCCUAAUCACCAAUUGAAAUCAUGCUUUCUUUAUGUAGCCUCCUUUCCAGAGGACCAUGUCAUCCGCGUAGCAAAACUUUGCAAGCUGAUGAUAUCGGAAGGAUUUAUUCCACAUCGGCCGAAUCGGACAAUGGAAGAUACAGCAAGAGAAUAUAUAAAGGAGUUGGCACAGAGAUGUAUGCUCCAAACUGUUGAAAGGAGCAAGUGGCAUGGCUCAAUAAAGAGUGUAGUUCUCCACGAUGUGCUUCGUGAAUGGGGUAUUGCAGAGGCAAGGAGGGAGGGAUUAUUCAAUAUUUGGAGUAAUCCGACCGAUUCUGAGGCACCCUCCGAUUCGAUAACGGCUUACCGAAUUGCUCUCCAUAACUUUGUUGGAUGUACUGAGAUUAAUGUGGCCAUGCCGAUGCUCCGCACCUUGUUGGUGUUUUUCAAGUCACCAGCAGUAUCACUACUGUGCAGGAUGAAAUGUCUCAGAGUACUUGAUCUUUAUGGCCUAAAAGAACUCAAGUCAUUACCAUCUGGCGUUGGCAACUUGAUACAUCUAAGAUAUUUAGGAUUAGAAAAAUGUGGCAGUGGAACGAUUGGCAUUCCUUCCUCAGCUAGCGAUCUCUUGAACCUGCAAACUAUGGAUGCAAGAGGGUCAACAGUAAAAUCACUACCAGGACUCUUUUGGAAUAUUCCGACCUUGAGGCACCUGUUUCUUAGUGAGGUCAAUCACUGGGUUCCUCCGGAGGUUGGAUGCCUUGGCUCGUUGCAGACUUUGUACUUGUGUGAAGUAUCUUUGUUCCGUGAUGUCAAGAGCUAUCUUUCACACAAGCAACGCAGCAGGGCUAGAAGUGCAAACUAUUCUAUUGCUCUCAGAAACGAGAAAAUAUGGGCUGCCUUCUUAAGAUCUUUGGAGCAAAUGGAGCAGGCCGUGCUCUUACACUUGGAGAGUUGGGAAGUUGCGAAAGGGUUUGGUCGUAGAUAUGCUUCUGGGAGCAGAAUACGAGGGCAGGUCUUUUCUGCGCAACUCAUCAGUAGCAUUUCGCGCCAUAGGCAUCUUCAAGUGCUAGAACUGGCUGGAAGGUGGAAGCACGGGGAUAGCCAGCUAAGCAAGCUCCCUCAUGGCCUCAAAAAGCUCAAGCUGAUAGGUUCUGAACUGAGUGAAGACCCAAUGCCUGUGCUGGGCUUCCUUCCGAAUCUGGUGGUGCUUGUCUUGGAAGACAACGCUUUCAAGUGGAACAGCAUGACAUGCGAUGCGGGAGGAUUUCCUAGGCUGUGCCACCUGACAAUUGACGGCAUAAAAAGUGUUGAGUCUUGGAAUGUUGAAGCUGGGGCAUUUCCUUCACUAACUCAUCUGAAUCUUAUAUCGAGCUUCACUGGGAUGUCCCUUCCUCCUCUAGGACUGUUGCAUGUGACUUCACUUAAGACAUUGCUGCUGAAGCGGCACACUUGGAAUGGGAGCACUAUUUCCUCCAGUAAUGUUGGCAAACUAGAGGAGAUGGGGUGCAAGGUCAUCAUUAGAUGAGAUUGGAAGAAUAUUUAAUCAUGUCAAACUGCCCUUGUCUCAGGAUCAGGAAACUUUAUUGUCUCAUCUUGAUUGAUGCAGCAUUUGGAUGAUCUAAUCUUGCUAUUUUCCUCUCAUUUUUGUACUGUCACAAGAACUACUACUACCUGCACACAAGAUCUUUGGACCUUUGUUAUGAAAUGAAAAUGGAAGUACAUCAUUCUAUACUUAUUCAGUAGCUCAGCAGCACAGCCAAAUGUUGUUCUUCCAGCAAUAGACGUGGGGACUGUAAUUCCAAGUGUGCAGCAAAUAGAAGGAUGCAUAGCUGGUUCUCUGGCUUAGCUGCCCAAGGAAAAAAAAUCCAUUGCAUGCUUCUUCAGAGGCAUUUUUUGUUCGUGCAGCUGCUCUGGAGUGGAAACAUUCGUGUCCAGUGAAUGUUGUGAAUGCUGCCGUAGAAGCAAAGGUAGCUUUGCUCCGACACCCUUGUCACUGUCGUUGCUCCAACGGGGCAAUGAGAGGCCUUUGGUUGGCAGUGUCAUAUCCUGCGAGCUGGUUUGUGUCCAAUACCAAUGGGUGAUCUUCUGCAAGUUCUGUCCAUGCUUAUUUGGUUACUGUUAUUACAACAUCAAGGAUUGGGUGAGAAAGACCAAAUGUGAGGUAAUCGGGUGGGUUAUUUGCUAGACAUCUUUUGCUUCCCACUAGUAGUAUGACUGACAAUUUUGUGUUUACAUUGAGUUAGUGUUUCUGCAGCCAUUUUCCUGCAAAGAUAGCAACAUUUAAUGUACCAUCGACUCGCAUAGUUGUGAAUUGUAUGGUUGGAAGAGUUUCCUAUCCUAUUCUGUAAAUUGGUAAUGUUAACCGAGAAAUUGUUCAACGCC